AUGUAUCCCCGAGUUCGGACAUUUGAUACACGCCGAUUGUUCUCCGACGGCACUCCAGUGACUCCCAAGAAUAUUGUCCACUAUGAUAAAUACAGUGGAAUGUCCUACCUGGAAUAUCCUGGAGCCGAUUUUCUGUAUCACGAAUCCGAAGUUUGCUCCCCAACAGCAUUAGUGGUAGCCAUUGAUGGUGCUUGUCCUGGCAAUGGAACUACACGGGCUGAAAAAUCCUCCUUUGGCGUGUUUUUUGGUCCAGACUCGCCUCUUAAUACUUAUGAUACUAUUACUCGACCAUCUGGAGAAAAACAUACGAAUAAUUAUUCAGAGUUGAUGGCCAUGCUUCAUGCACUCGAGCUCCUUAAACAUCAUAGCAGAUUACGAAAAUGGAUCUCCGAACACCCCAUGCCAGUCCACCACUUGCUUAAAGUAGACGUAAUCAUCAUUACGGAUUCCAAGUUCGUACAUGACUGUCUUACCUUGUGGCUUCCGACCUGGUUGGAGAACGGGUUCAGGACAAUUGAGGGGAGACCUGUGGUAAAUCAAGAUCUCAUUUUACGCAUUCAUCACAUGAUCAAGCUACUUUCAGAGGAUCUCAAUAUCCAACUCUGGCAUGUCAAAAGAGAGCAUAAUCGAGACGCGGAUGAACUGGCUAAUCGGGCACUUCGUACGCAACCUACACACCAGGCACAAUACAUUGCUUCAUCCAGCCUUCAACACUUCAGAUCUGGGAUUAUCCAUCGUGCUCCUCGAAUAAUGCAUUUGGCGAAUGAGAUCGGGAUUUUUUCUCAAAAGAACUGCAUGGAGAUGCAUUUGGGAGAAAUAAUUAUGUCCAUGGUAAUGGCUGGAAAAGAUCGUGGAGCAAACUUCGAGACUCUCUUUGGACCCGAAUACAGAAGUGAUAAUUUGUACGUUAUGUAUCGAAAACUCAGCCGUACAGUUCUUUAUCUUUCUCUAGAUGAGCCUGGCCACCAUUUUUAUCCUGAUAAUUUUAUCUGGACAGCUAGGAGUACAGCGAGGUAUCAACUUGUAGGCAAAAAUCCUCGACCCUUUAACAUAUACGAGGCGAGAAAGCUACGAAAAUGGUGUAUUGACAAUCGAUUAUUCUCGGAUGGGAAACGUCUCACUUCGCUGCUAGACCUUAUACAUAGGACUCGAUUAGAAUUCGGCCUUGAUGUCAGUCUCGGAAGUUUUAUUUUACACCAUUGGGUGGAGUCCCAUCAUCUCAGUGAUCUCAUCUGA
This is a messenger RNA of Botrytis byssoidea, 1236 nucleotides long. RefSeq lists its product as uncharacterized. Gene Ontology annotation, molecular function: nucleic acid binding; RNA-DNA hybrid ribonuclease activity. The transcript has a single exon. Gene Ontology annotation, biological process: DNA replication, removal of RNA primer. Bases 1 to 1236 code for a protein of 411 amino acids. The record is from RefSeq and is a predicted model, not a curated record. NCBI's taxonomy places the organism in Eukaryota, Fungi, Ascomycota, Leotiomycetes, Helotiales, Sclerotiniaceae.